Messenger RNA from Thlaspi arvense, 1479 nucleotides. The record is from the annotation of a GenBank genome assembly. Lineage: Eukaryota; Viridiplantae; Streptophyta; Magnoliopsida; Brassicales; Brassicaceae.
AUGUCAGAAACAUCAAAGUUAGAGUCUUUAGAUCCAGAAGUUUCUGAAGGGUGUUGUUCAAAGACCUUGAUGCAGAGCAUUGUUCAUGAGCUCAAGCUGCAAAUGAGAAUUGGUUUGCCGUUGGUGGCUAUGAACUUGUUGUGGUUCGGUAAGAUGACCACUACAUCUGUGUUUCUUGGUCAUCAAGGCGAGCAUAACCUAGCGGGAGGCUCAUUAGGGUUUUCCUUUGCAAACGUAACUGGCUUUGCUGUUUUAUACGGAAUCUCAGCUGCAAUGGAACCCAUUUGUGGGCAAGCUUUCGGAGCCAAGAACUUUAAGCUUCUCCACAAAACCCUUUUGAUGGCGGUGCUCGUGCUUCUCUUGAUCUCGAUCCCGAUCUCUUUCUUGUGGCUCAAUGUUCACAAGAUCCUCAUUGUUUUUGGUCAAAGAGAAGACAUUUCUUUCAUAGCCAAGAGAUUUCUUAUCUACCUCCUUCCUGAUUUGCCAGUCCUCUCUUUGCUUUGUCCCCUUAAGGCUUAUCUAAGCUCACAAGGCGUUACCCUCCCCAUCAUGUACACAACAGCUGCAGCCACUUCUCUUCACAUCCCCAUCAACAUAUACCUCUCUAGAGCGAAAGGAAUCCAAGGAGUUGCAAUGGCGGUUUGGAUUACCGAUUUCAUUGUCGUGAUUCUUCUAACCGGGUAUGUGAUAUACGUUGAGCGGUUGAAAGAGAACAAGUGGAGAGAAGGUGGCUUGCUUAACCAAUCUGCUCAAGACUGGCUCAGGCUGAUCAAGCUUAGUGGGCCGUGUUGUCUCACCGUGUGCCUCGAGUGGUGGUGCUACGAGAUCUUGGUCCUAUUAGCCGGGAGGUUACCAAACCCGGUGGAAGCUGUGUCGACAUUGAUCAUAGUUCUCAACUUCGACUACUUGCUUUACGGUGUGAUGCUCUCUUUAGGCACUUGCGUGGCAACGCGAGUGUCGAAUGAGCUCGGCGCAAACAAUCCUAAAGGAGCUUAUAGAGCAGCUUACACUACACUCGUUGUUGGUGCUGUCUCGGGCUGCAUUGGUGCUUUGGUGACGAUAUCAUGUAGAGGUUUCUGGGGGUCUUUGUACACUCACCAUGACCAAAUGAUCAUAAACGGUGUGAAGAAGAUGAUGUUGAUAAUGGCGAUUGUUGGAGUUAUAAACUUCCCGUUACUGGUGUGUGGGGAGAUUGUUCGUGCAACAGCAAAGCCGUCGCUUGGAAUGUACGCGAAUCUUGGUGGAUUCUAUCUAUUGGCUUUGCCCUUGGGGGCGAGUCUUGCGUUCAAAGCUAAACUAGGGCUUGGAGGGUUCUUGAUCGGGUUUUUGGCCGGAGCCUCCGUCUGUUUCGCGGUGUUGCUCAUAUUUAUUGCAAGGAUCGAUUGGGAGAAAGAAGCUGGUAAAGCACAGAUUCUAACAAGUAACACAGUGGAAGAACAGACUUUAGGAUCUCAAAGUAAACAUGAAGAAGUAUCUUGA